Molecule: messenger RNA, 9231 nt
Organism: Alexandromys fortis (reed vole)
Lineage: Eukaryota; Metazoa; Chordata; Mammalia; Rodentia; Cricetidae
Exons: 4
Coding region: 1-1065 (354 amino acids)
Source: RefSeq, a predicted model, not a curated record
AUGAUAACAGAAAGAGAACCUCACGACCAGAUCAAUCCAGGCUCUGGGAGCGAGCGGGCGCACCACGGCGAGGCCAGGGCCAAGGCUCGGGGACGGCGGCCGGGAGCGGAGCGGAGCGGAGCGCGGGACCCGGCGCCCGCCGAGUGUACCCGAGCUGACUCGAGAGGGACUUGUCCUGCGCCGCGCGGGGUGCACCGGAACAGGGACCGGCUCCAGGGGGAUCCGGGACGGGCACCGGGAGGGGAGCCGGGACCGGCUCCAGGGGACGAUCUGGGACGGGUUCCGGGGAGGAUCCGGGACGGACUCGGGGACCCGCGCUGGGGGAAUCUGGGACGAGCUCCGGGACGUGUCCCCCCCCCCCCCCAUGAUGGCGCCUUGCGGCCGCGAACCUGCCGCCGGACCUCCUCUCCUGUCUCCCCGCGUCUUUGUCGGGCGUGCCCAGCUCUCCGGGGACCCCGUUCCGCCUCGGGCCGCAGCCCCAUUGUGUCCCCGCCCUGGCCUGCAGACCCUCGCCUGGACAGCGCUGCGCCCCGCUCCGGUCUCCCUGGAUGGGUCGCGCGCCCCCCGGGGUCCCCAAGCAGCCUGUUUUGGGGGUCGAGGUUAAGGAAAGUUCGCGGCACAGUUCCCUCUGAUUUAUUCAAAGGUCUGGCGGCCUCGCGUCUCCCCCCCCCCCCUUCCGCCUACACCCCCUGCGUCGCCCAGUGUCGCCUCAUUCCUUUCCCUUUACCGGAUUCGAUUGCUUCAUUGCGUUCCGAGAGCCGGGAACAACUGUUCUCGUCCCGACCGUCUUUGUUAGUGUUUCUGUCGCGGGGUGGGGGCGGUGGGCGUGAGAGCGCGGGCCUGGGCGGCCGCUCUGCGGACUGCCUGCGAAGGCUGCGGGGGACAGCGUCUCCCCGAGGUGCUUUGGGGAGCCAGGAGGUCCAUCACGGACCACAUCUCCAUACUAUGGUAGUCGCGGCUUUUGUUUAUUCGGAGGCGCAUGCAGUUUCUCUAAAAGCACGGUGCAAGAUAAUCCAGCUAAGAGCUUUCCGUCUGAAAACCUCAGCCCGGGCCACAACCAUCUAAGAGCAUCGUGAUAGAGUGUGUGUUGUCUUGUCACCCCCGGCCUGUCUCUUCUCCUUCUCUUGGAUUCCUGGGUGACAUCUGAAGUUUUUAGAGCACGGACUGAAGGGAGUUGCUUGGUUUGUGUAAUGUCUUCCUGUUGCUGGAGCGAAAUCACAGCCUGCCCUUCACAUCUCUCACUCCAAGGGCCUGUGGUGGAUAACGUGCCCACACCUCAGCACAAUGAGAAAACUGUUCCCUGACAGUAUCUCUAGCUUUGUGCCCUUGGGGAGAUGAUGGCUUUACGUUUUGGAGGAAUGACAGCUUUUUUAUAGGCAAUUAAAAAUGCUAACCUCUUGUUCAUCUUGGAAUUUAUAUUCUUUUUCCGGUGAGUUCAUGUGAACGUUAAGAGGAAGUAAAUCUUGGUUCCCAGCUAGACAUACUAGUUGAAAACAAAAUUUCGGUUUUUAAUCUUGAUUUACAACGAUAUUGGCCGCAAGAUAAAAUGCAGCAAUGUGGUAGAUUGGAAGAAGAAUAAACCCUGAUGUAAUUAGAUGAGCAUAUUUAAGCUGCAGUAGCCUACAUAAUCAAGGCCAAGUUGUGUGUGUAUAAAAGAUCUCAUUUGUGUGGUCUUACAAGGCUAAUGGAGGCAUCGCGGAGACUUUAUAAAUAAUGUAAGUUGUGUAUAAUGCGGAGUCUCCAGAGAGCCGGAGAGAGCGUCAUUACCAGCCUUUUCAACCUGCUGCAGAUCUUAAAUUGAUUUACAGCACUGAACUGGUGCAAAAUGAUACAUCAGGAUGACAUGGGGUCAGCCUGUAAAAGUCUAUGAUGUCAGCCUGUUAGUUCAGCCAUCAUAAUUAAACCAUAUUACAGGGGCAGCUAAGCAGGAGUCUGGCGUUCUACUUCAGAUAUGGGUGGUACAUAGAUUUUGUUUAUAAUGGAGAGGGGAGGUGGUGGAGGACCCUAGUGUUUCUAAAAGCGGAAGAAGCAUUCUGAACUGCGAUUUCUGAGGGAGAGAAGAGCCGAAGUAAAUGGCAGAGAUGUUGCGUCUCAUCGAAGACGCAGCUGCUUUGCAGUUGAUGCUUUUUGGGUGGUGGGGCGACCUUUGCAGUUCUGAUCUGGGUGUCAGAGCUUGCUUACGUCAGUGUGAAUUUAACUUGGCCUUCAGAGGAUCACUUACUUUGUUUCUGAUCAUUUCUUAGCUCUGAGCUUGCACUGCAUCGGUAUGUGAGUCAACAUGUUAUUGCCUUAACAGGUCAGAGUUACCAGGUUCGCACCGAAAACAUAACAGCAACUCUGGAGAGGAUCCUUGCUUCUGCUUAAGUUUUUAUAAAACAUAUUCAAUUUAGACGUGCUGUCCGAUAAGGUAGAAAUAGAAAUAAUAAUCAUAAUUUAAGAUACCACGUUGUGUGCACCACCCACAUUUCCAGUAGCCUUAUGUGACUGCCACGUUGAAUGUGUAUGGGACAGUUUUAUCAUCACGGAAAGUUCUAGACUCUAGAAUCUAAAGAGUGACCCUAGGAUCUUCCUCCGUUCUUCAGACAAGUCGUUGGGAAGUGACGGGAAGAAACCAGGUGAGAUGAGGUUGUUUUCAGUAGAUCGUAUUUGCCGUUCGUGUUCAUGAUUGAGAGUACUAGGUACAUAGAAAUUAUUCUCGGUUUUUUUUCUUAUUCUUCUACUGUGUGCCAGCGGUUUUAAAUUAUUUAAGCCUGGGACUUCCCUCCACCCCCAUCUUACAGGUAAAGAAACGGAGGCAGAAGUGAUCAUUGUUGCUUCAGGCUGCACAACUAACAUGCUGUGAUUUACAGUCUAAGCAGGAAUAUGAACCAAGCGACCUGACUCCGCCCUGAGCCUCAGUCUUAACUCUUUUUUGUUUGUUUUCUAUUUAUUUGAUCUCUGUUUUCGUGAACUCCCUUCUUGCCCAAGGAAUGUAUCUGUGAGCCCGAGUAUACGGGUAUAUGAACUAGGUCUACAAGCCACAUACUUUACUGCUACCAGGUCCUAAAGAGAUGUGCACUACCGGAGACCGCAGGAUGGUUCGACAUGUCAGUAAGGCUGGUGACCGCAGUGUGAGUCUAGAACCUACAUGGUAGAAGCAGAGAACUGACUCUCCUAAGUUUCCCCAGGCCUGACCUCCACCUCCUUAAAUAAAUUAAAUAUUAAAAAAAUUAAAUUUAUUUAAAGAGAAUUAUUUGGUAUACAUAUACUUUUUUACCACUUAUUAAAGAGGAAACUAAAUUUUCUAACUAAUCACAAGAUGAAUGUGCUUGUUUAUUUUACAUUAAAAUUGGUUGGGUAUUUGGUAGCACGGGACAUGGAGCCUCUUUAGAAUUUUUCAGAGUAGAUCGAUACUUUCAUAAUGGUCAGUGCUGAGAACGCCACUCAGCCUAAAUACGUGGCGUAGAGUGGCGGAAGUGUGCUUAGGGCUGUUAAUAGAAGUUAUUAGAAAUUCUAGCCUAAUCCCAAGUCAGAUUCAUUGAGUGUUUUGCCACACUCAAGUCAGCCUCUAGAUCAUCGGUUUCUAGAAUCAAACAUUCUAACACCACACGUUCCAGGGAUACUAAUUUAAUACAUGCCGAGGAGUGGCCCUCUAGGAGACAUUGAAAGUCUUUGUUUUCCAUAAUCAAACUGUUACGUUCAAAAAAACAUUUGUGUGUGUAGGUGGUGGGUGCCCAACCUCUGAAGGAUAGGGACAACCCUCUGGAGUGUCCCCUUCACUUCAUGGGUCCCGGGACCCAAACAGGCCAUUGGGCUUGGCAGUGGCACCCUUACCCACUGAGUCUUGUUGUGCCAAGGCGUUGCAGUUCUGUAAGAGCUGAAAAUUUGGUGUCUAUAGCAAGAAACAAAAACCCAUGGCAGCCCAUAGCAAAUGAUAGUGUCAAAUCCGAGCAGAAGUGUGGCCCUCAGUGUUACUGUGUGGCAGGGGGGUAGGGACAGGGCGAAGCUGCAGUGUGUUCCAGUCCGACAUCAAUGAGCCUGCCAGAAACACCUUGGAUUCACAUUACGCCUUUGAUUUUGAGUUAAUGUUUGGCUACGACUUGAGUUAAGCUGGGAUUUGGAAUACCCGGUAGGCCUUGCUUUGUCCGUAUGGACAUGGCUCUGCUUUUACAUUUUAGGCCUUUAGACAAACUCAUUCUGCGUCAAGCUUUUUUUUGGGGGGGGGGGGAAGGGGGAUGCUUCCUCCUGUCACCCCAGGUUAAAAGAGAAAAACUGAAUUUCAUCCUUACCUAAGCAGCACAUGACUUGAAGACGAGUUUGACAGUCCAACAUUUACAAGUCCAGUCAGUUGUGACCUUGCUUUUCUGCGUAGUUCCCGCCGCUUGCCCCUGCUGUAUCUGUGAUCAGUUCCCAGCUGAUGGGGUGGUGAAAGGUGAGGCUGUCUGGUCUACCUGUCUCGACGACAGAACCGCUCUGCUUCCCUGAGCGGUCCAGCCCAGCAGCUGAGUGAAGGACGCUUCAUUGCCAAUUCUUUGGGGACUUUUUUUUUUUUUUUAAGGAUGGGUGUCAGCUUUUGUAGAAAGCCUCACAACUUACUUGCUUCUAGCUUUUUUGGAGGAAGGGUCUGAGCUGUUUGCAGAUCUGAUGGAAGCAUGGUUCUGGCAUCUUUCACUCCCGUCUUCCUAUCCAGGAAUGACGCUGUGUAGUGGUGAGUUCGUGUGCUCAGGCGACGUCCGCUCUCGAGACUGUCUUGUCAAGGGCGUCAGAGAGAAUGAAGAUGUUCGGUGUUAAGCAUUGCUUUAGAAGGUUCCUAAUCCAAUCGGUUCCUACCAGGUUGGGCAAUCUGAGGCCAAGAGAAGUUACUUGGCUUGUGUUGUAUUUCCUAUCUAACUGAUUGAAACAGAAAGCCAGACCCAGAUCCUUUGAGUAUUGAGGGUUCAUUUGUUUGUUUUUUCCUGGUACAUACAGUGUUCCUGAGGCAUUGGGCUCAGCACAUCCUGCAUCAUUUGGGGAGGGGAAGAAAGAGAAAUUUGUGUGUGGGGGGGCAUGAUAUUGCUGUUUUUAUACCUAAUAAUUUUUUGAGCUAGGAAGCAAUUAAAUCUGACAACCAUAGAGAAAUGUUUGCUUUUUACGGAUUAAAAUUGAUUUUUUUCAUUCAAGAAAUUGAAAAGAAAAACCCCAUGUCUGAUUUAAUCAAUGAGAUUGUAUUAGAAAUGGGUGGCCAAAAUUCAAAUUAAAUCAGACAUCUAUGACAUACUAAGAAAUCCUAAACUCUCUAGGCUGGAACACCCCCUCACCAAAAGCUGAAGUUGGAAUCUUUAUGGAGUUAGGUGGGUAGCAAGGAGAGAGUUGGAAAGGCCUGGGAAGAGAAGGGUAAUUUAGCUGUAAAAGGAUGGAGGAAAUUUAAUUCAAAGGAAUCCUGAGAUUGGCGAAAUGUCUUGGUAUUUCUAUGUGUGGUCUUGUAAUUUUGGCACCAAGAUUGUAGGAUACGUGUUUUGGUAAUGGGUAGGGACAUCUCUCCUGAAGUGUGGUCUUCUCACUGUGUUCCUUUUUGGCUAUUAUCUGGCAGUGGAAAUACUCCAAUCUGGUCGUCAGUGAUCUGAUUUGUCGCAAAAAUCCAUGAAGUAUUUUCAGCACUUCACUCUGCAAUUGCUUCUCUUAGGGGAAGUGGUGGAGCUAAGAGGCCGAUAUGUAACCACUUCAGAUCCGAACCCUUCAUUUAAUGACACUGUGGCCACUUCAGAUCCAACAUUCAUGGAGGCGUGUGCCGAGAUGGCCCACAGCUAGUCCUCAAACAGCGUGGGAGGCCCUCGCUGGAGUGUGCAGAGAGGCGCAGGAUGUCUUGGGUGUCCGUGUUCAUCUGCAUAAGGGAUACUAUCCUCCCUUGGGAAGCGCAGUUCAACCUCAGCGACGACAUCAUUUUGGAGGAGGCACUGGGAACUGCCAUAUUUGGACAGUGUAGCAGCUCAGCUCUGUAAUUUUUAUUAUAAACUGGAAGCAGAAUUUGAGAACGGAUUCCCUCCUGAGAAGAAAGCACCAGCCGUCUCAGGCUCCCGGAGCCCUUGCCUGUUGAUUCUCCUGCAUCUAUCGCUGCAUAGUUCCAAGUGUCUGAAAAGAAGCCUGUGUUUCUCUUUGAAGUGCACACAUCUGUGGUGGCUUCUUCUUCCUCCUCUUCCUCAUUCUCUUCUCAUUUUUGUUAUUAGAGACACGCCUGCAUUGAAGGAAAGAACACAUAACACACGUAACCAUUAAUUAAACAUCUAGACGUUUCUUAGCUCCAAGGUGUCAAAGAAUGUUCAUGGUCAUGGUUGGGAGAGAAAGAAAAGGGCUACUUGUUGAUUUAGAAACAUUUACUUAGACUGAAUUUUUGAAUGUUUUAUUUACAGUUUUUCUUAAUUUUGGAGCUCCCAUGCUAUAUUUUUCCUUAAAAUUUCAAAUAGUUUUAUGAUAUAGUUUGUCUAACUAUUCACUUUUCCUCUGCUUGCCUGUGGUUUCUUUAUGCCUGUACCGAGUAGAAACACUUCAGACCUGCACAGCUAUUUUAUUUUUUCAGUUUCAUACGCCACAAGAAAAAACGGGCAGCUAAUUAUCUACCAACUGCUAUAGUUAGGCAUUAAAUCAAGUUAUUCAUUUAGUUAAAUGAAAGGUCUUUUAUUUCUUUAGAUUGAAGGAAAACUUUUUUAAUGGAAGAGGGAUAUUUAAAUAAUAUUUGAUGAUUUUUGGUGUGGUAUUGUAGUUAGUGUAUGCUUCAUUCAUCCAUGAGUUUUUUUUUAGUUAUGGUAAUUCACGAGAAGAAUCACAUAAAAUGAAGGAAAAACAUUGAAUAACACUGCAAGGAUUGUUCCUGAGCGGUCUGGGAUUCAGUCUUACAACUCUGGAGGACUCCUGUGGGAUAGAGGAAAUACUACAUGGGGCUUGUAUGGGUCAGAGCACAGUGGAUGAGCAAGGCUGAGCGAUCCUGUGGCAGCCCAGUCCCGUGGAAAUCCUGCCGUGGUGCGGGUGUGCUCUCUCCAGCCCCCAGAGCCAUAGCCACAGGUGUCUGUCCAGCACCAAGUGUGAUGAUGUGAUUGAGGAACGGCCUUUAUUCAUGUCAGAUAACUUGUGCGGCUAUCAAAUUGGGCAGCACAGACUUACCCGCUAGUGAGCCGACCUGCCUGACUUCGGCGGGCAUUGCCACUGGACCCUGAGGGAUAGGCUGGAGAUGUGCUGGAGAGACACUGAAAUGAACAUUCUGGGGGCUUGUCCUGUGCCAGAACGCAGAAGCAGCAGGUUGUCACUGAAUAAACUUGGACAUAGGUUUGGAAUUGGGGUCAGUAGUGCUGGAUGCAACAUUUUUUUAAGCUUUCAUUUAUAUGGUGAUUAAUCUUCGAUAAAAUGGAUAAGGAACAGCAAUGACAAACUAACAAAGACUUGGCCAUGACUUGGCUGUGGAAUUACAAGAAAGAUGCCAGGCAUGACCUUAGGCUCCGAACCUCUGGCUGGGAACUGGUGCAACCAUGACACGGUCGUGGGGGAUAAAGCUUGUGCAGGUGGCAAAUUAGGAGUGGUGUGUUGGAUUUCCAUUGGGAUACCUAGGUAGGCUUUGUAGGUAAGUUAGAGAUGCAGAGCUCAGAAUUUGUGUGGGAUCCUUUUAUGGAGGAUGAGGGGAGGGGUGGCGUCUCUCUAGCCGCCUGCUGUGCACUCAGAGAGAACCAGGACAAGGAGACACAGCACGUAGGUCCACUUUUCCAUCCGAGUUCACACCUAGGAAUUCCGACGAGGCGUGUCAGAAGAAGUCAGAAGCAGCAGCUAUAAGAAAGACGUAGCACUGGAGGAGUGGAGAAGCCAGGACUCCGUGAGCAGAGUCCAAAGGAGGGUCAGAGCGAAGGCGUGCCUGUCACUUGGGCUAAAGGGGGAAAAAAACCAUCCUUAAGUGAAUGCAGUUGUGGAGAGAAUUGAGUAUAUUAAGAAAUGAGAAAUAGAUUCUCAUACUCCUGCUAGUCCCUUAUUUGUUUAAUAUGAGACUUUAUAUGGAAAGGUUGAAGAGACUAAGGGGCAGCAAUGAAAGACAGCGUGCUUAUGACCUGAAGCCCAGAUGACAAAGUACCGACCCCUGUAAUGUCUGAGUGAGUUGUAGAGGAAAGCAAGCGCCUCGGCAGAGGGCACACCAGCCUGUGCUGACCCUCCCCGUGUUCCAGGGAGCUGGCUACCUGUGUUUAAGAUCAUGCCCCAAACUUGCUCGCACCAUAAAUUUUGGAAAACUACCAUGACCUCGUGGUUCUUCCUCACUCGGAGGAAAAUGGCGCUGGUAGUGCAGCCAAGGAUUGCUGUGAACAUGAAAGAGGCAUGGUUUUGUAUUUCAUCUAGUUUAAGGUGUUACUUCAUAUUCUGCUGAAGGAAAAACACCUGUCCAGUUAAACACGGCGGCCUAGGAAUCACACUCUGUGUGGCUCUAGAGAUAUUAAACUAGUGUUAAAAUGUAGGGGUUGCAUCUUUCGGCCGUUCUGUGUGGGACCAGCCGUCCAGUGAGCAUUAUUCAGCUGAUUGUUCACACAAAUCAGUGUGGUUUACAGGAGAGAAUGUUAAUGAGAGCAGUGUUGCGUCUCGUCCAGAUAAAGGGAUGCCGCUGGGAUGAGGGGGCUGAAGGACUGAGUGGUUGCAGAAUGGCGAGCAGAGGAAUAUUGAAGAAAGAAGCGUGAGACCGCCAAGUCUGGGAAUUUGUACCUAAAGCACUUCCUGGGCAGUUGUUGAUAGCAGUGUUUAGAAAGUAUGGUCACUGAACUCGGGCGAAUCCCUUUAAAGACCUAGGCAUGUUUUUUAAUUGUUCAAAGCCUUUAAAUUCAGUAUUCUGAAUUUAUCCGUGCCCUUUCCCGUUGACCUCCGCCCCAGUCCAGGGAUUAAUACCCGCAUCUUCGGUCUUUUGCAUCAUUCAUUAGGGUUAAUUUCUGUCCCACUCUGACAACACGUACUAGCUAGCAAGGGUUCUUACCACGUUUAGGAGGAAAGAAGGUUAGUGUAGGACAGUCCGGGGGAACUGCAGAGCCCCCGGAUGUGGCUCCAAGGGACAAAAAGAAAACCUUCAUAGAUAUGACAAACACCAUGUCCAUAGUGUGCACAAUAUUGCAGGCAGCCUGACAGCAGGCCUCAGCAGGGUUAUUGUGGCCUGCAGGAACCUUCCCAGUGCAGCAGGAAGCAAUACCCCCGCCCCAGAGAAGAACUGAGGGAGCACCUCACAAACAGAUGAAACACAGGCCAGUGAAGGGGACCUGCACC